Molecule: messenger RNA, 2510 nt
Organism: Athalia rosae (coleseed sawfly)
Lineage: Eukaryota; Metazoa; Arthropoda; Insecta; Hymenoptera; Athaliidae
Product: sphingomyelin phosphodiesterase 4
Exons: 14
Coding region: 150-2504 (784 amino acids)
Biological process (GO): sphingomyelin catabolic process; glycerophospholipid catabolic process; ceramide biosynthetic process
Molecular function (GO): sphingomyelin phosphodiesterase D activity
Source: RefSeq, a predicted model, not a curated record
AAAGAUUGAAAGCGUGUGGCGGGUAGAUUGUGCUCUGUUUGCCUCAAACGCCUGAACUAGUCGAGUUUUAGGAGUGAAUAAAAUAAAAUAAUGUUGAGCAAAUGUUUUAAAAACGAAUAACAACUAAAGUUUAAGUGUAACAUAAGAUAAUGGCUGCACCUAUAGACGUUGCAUCGAUUCGGAUGCAAACUUUUCUGCAAUUACCUUUGGCACAGAGAUGUCGUGAAAUCGCUACGCUCAUAGAUGAAUCAAGUACAACCGAUCUUCAGCAUGUAUUUCCCGUCUUGGUGGACUCCUUGUUUGGCGUUACUGACAACAUAGGAUGGGGAUUGCAUUCUAUUAACCUGAAGAGGCGUCAACAUGAAUACGAAGUGCUUUGCCACUUUUUGGGUCCGCAGGGACCAAUAUUUUCUCUCUGUUACAAACUGUUACCAGAUUGUUACUUGAAAUAUAAGUUUCCGCUGUCGUAUCUACCGUCAAAGAUACGUCUUAUGCUAGAAGAUGGGAUCGUUCCACCGUUUUAUUCCGACAAAAUCAGGGUUGACCAAAAUACGAGACUUCCAAGUGCUUUGUUUAUGAAUCCCUUUGAGUACUACAUAUUUCACUUUGCUUACCACUUGACCAACCCAUGGUUACAAGUGCAACAAGAAGAUAAUGUUUGGGUCAAUUGGGAGACGAUAUACGUUCAGCUCGCACAUACUUAUCUCUAUCACUUUCUACCCAGAGAUAAUUCACCCGUUUUACCAAUUAUUGGACCAUAUGUUAAAACUCCACCACGAAAGUUGAUGCAAUCACCUGACUCCAAAAGGCUUCAAACUCCAAGACUUCUGAAGACUUCGAUAUUAUCGCCGGGACCCAUCAGUCCAACGGUAGGCGUACCUCAGCAACAAUGUUUACCACAAGUCUGGAGAAGCGAAACAAUAGUUCAAGUAUUUCUAGAUUUUUGGCUAGAGUAUACUGAGGAAGAAGAGCUGCCGCCUUAUCAUGCUACAUGUUUUCCUGGCACAACACCUCGCAGACAUAGUAUACACUCUGGAGAACACAUUCGGUUGGUGCGAGGGUUCAUCAAGACAUUACACGAAUUUGCUAACAGUGCAACUGGUGAUACGAGUGCAAUGGAUGAAUUGAAAAGGGUGAUAGUGCCAUCGGUACAAGGAAAAAUUUACAUCUUUUUACGUAAAGCAAUUCACCACUGGCCCUUGGAUAGCUCUUUCAGACUGAUUCUAGAAGCGUGGCUGAGCUUUAUUCAACCUUGGAGAUAUAUUCCAGGAGUAGCGUACAGCAGCAUCGGAAAAAUUCAAGAAGAAGAGAGGGGAAAGAUCACGGAUGAAACGCGGUGGCUGUCUUUUGUCGCGAACAAUCUUUUAGCUUACACGGCAAUUUUUCAACAGUUACUGCCCCGUUUUAUGAGAACGGAUCUUGUUGCUCCAAAAAACGCACUGAUGCUUUUCAGAGUUACGAAGGUACUCGCUCAGCCUAAAUUGGCUAGAAUGUUAUUCGAAAUAGAGAGCUGUAUGGAUGACGCAAGACUGAGUAGAGGUAAAGUUUCAACUAAUCAAUGGUCCGCGACAGUGCGUCAGCAAAUAAUAGAAUUGGAAGGUCCCACUUAUCAAUAUGUGCCCAUGUUUUCACCUGCCACUGUUACUCAGAUUGUUUGGUUUCUGAGUACGAUAAAGCAAUCACAUUUGACGGCAACAAGUUUAGUCGAUGCUUUAGAAAAGAGGAGGAUAGGCAGGAGACUAUUAGUAAUGAUUUGGGAAUUCUUCAAUGGCGAGGAUCAUACUUCGGAUGAUAUCAGAUUGGAAGAAAGACGACGAGUUCCCGGAUUCCUUGCCAAUGCUCAACAACAACUCAUGGAUAUAUUUCAAAUAAAAUUCGACGAUAUUCCGCAGGUGGCAAUAGUUGCCGAUCAAGAGUAUCACGACAGUAUAUUGUCAACUUCGGUCUGUAAUCAAUCACACAUGGAUACGAGCUUAGACACGUCUAGGCCAGGAGUUUAUCUACAAAUUCAAGAAAGGCGACAAAGUUGUCGAUACAUUGAGUUCAUGGGAGAUCCCGAGUUACAACCUGUACGGACUCAUGAGAACGCAUUCCUCGUCAGAUUACUCUUUCAAUUAUGUAACCACAUCAACACAAAGUAUCAGCUUCAAUUGCAAACGGCGUACGAUAGACCAGAUAUCGUUGGCCGUUUUAUGCGACGGGUAUUACAACCACCAACAGUGGUAAAACAUUUACCUAAGAGAACGUUCAAUGGGUUUUCCUCAAGCGAAGAAACUCACAUCCCACCUCGGCUCAGUCUUCGAAUUGUGGCUAGCCACAGAUUUCUGGUACCCAUGUUUCUGGGAAUCAUAAUAUUAUGGAUCUUUGGGUACGGAGUUGUGACGACCCUUUUUUCCAUAUUCUGCGUUUGGCUGUUAUACAACUUGUCGCUUGCGGCACUUGAACCAUGGAUCGGUACUCGCAGUCAUCAUGUGCGACCAGAAGCUCUCGGAUAUCUCCAUUAAACGAUG